Molecule: messenger RNA, 962 nt
Organism: Lolium rigidum
Lineage: Eukaryota; Viridiplantae; Streptophyta; Magnoliopsida; Poales; Poaceae
Product: peroxidase 2-like
Exons: 2
Coding region: 1-948 (315 amino acids)
Biological process (GO): hydrogen peroxide catabolic process; response to oxidative stress
Molecular function (GO): heme binding; peroxidase activity
Source: RefSeq, a predicted model, not a curated record
AUGGCCGCUUCUUCUAGCUUGCCGUCAGCUGCAAACUGCGGCCUCUUGCUCGCGGCAGCCCUGGUCCUACUUCUCAGCCACGGCGCUCACGCCCAAGGUGGGUUGAGCUCGUCGUUCUACGACAACUCAUGCCCUAGCACACGGGACAUUGUCCGGCGCGUCAUCCAGGACGCCCGGGUCGCCGACACGCGCAUCCCGGCCAGCCUCAUCCGCCUCCACUUUCACGACUGCUUCGUCAACGGCUGUGACGGUUCCCUCUUGCUCGACGAGGACCUCCAGGCGGGUAUCAUGACGGAGAAGAAAGUCCCCGCCAACGACCGGUCAGCGCGCGGGUUUGACGUGGUCGACGACAUCAAGCGCACCCUGGAGAACGCUUGCCCCGGCAUCGUGUCUUGCGCCGACAUCCUCACCCUCGCCGCUGAGAUCUCCGUCGAGCUGGCCGGAGGGCCGUACUGGAGCGUGCCGCUCGGCCGCCGCGACGGCACCACGACAAACAUCGAGAGCGCCAAAAACCUCCCGAGCCCCUUCGACCCCUUGGAGACGCUCCAGGAGAAGUUCAAGAACCUGGGCCUCGAUGACACCGACCUCGUCGCCCUCCAGGGAGCGCACACCUUCGGGCGGGCGCAAUGCCAGUUCACGAUGCGGAACUGCACGAACGGGCAGGCUGUGGGGGCGCUGGUGAACCUCGACGGGGUCACCCCCGACGUGUUCGAUAACAAAUACUAUGGCAACCUCCUGCAGGGGCGCGUCGAGCUCCCGUCCGACCAGGUAAUGUUGUCCGACCCCGUCGCUGCGACGACCACCGCACCGAUUAUUCGCAGGUUCUCCGGGAGCCAGAGUGACUUUUUCAGUAACUUUGCAACCUCCAUGAUCAAAAUGGGGAACAUUGGCCCGCUGACCGGAAGAGAUGGGGAGAUUAGGAAGAACUGUCGGAGAUUGAACAAGUAACCAUAUUGACGAAC